Molecule: messenger RNA, 854 nt
Organism: Salvia miltiorrhiza (redroot sage)
Lineage: Eukaryota; Viridiplantae; Streptophyta; Magnoliopsida; Lamiales; Lamiaceae
Product: auxin-responsive protein SAUR76
Exons: 1
Coding region: 106-480 (124 amino acids)
Biological process (GO): response to auxin
Source: RefSeq, a predicted model, not a curated record
CCACCCCCUUUAUAUACCGAAGCUUCCUCCCCAUUUCUCAAACCCCUCAAAACCCCCAAUUCAACAAACCCUCUCUCUCUUCUCUAUCUCUCUCUACAUUCUGCAAUGGCGAAGGGAGGCAAGCUCACAAAAAUCAAGUCCGUCCUGAAAAAGAUGCAGUCCUUCAAGCUCGGCCGCGCCAACGCCAGCUCAAUCGCCGCCGCCAACACCUCCUCAGACGACGAUUCCUACGACAUCGCCGCCGCCACCAGCGACCUCCACGCCGUCUACGUAGGAAAAUCGCGGCGGCGCUAUCUCAUCACCUCCGACGUCCUCGACAACCCGCUCCUCCGCGAGCUUGUCGAGCGGCGAUCCGGCGAUGAGGACUCGAUCACCGUCGGCUGCGAGGUGGUUCUCUUCGAGCACCUGCUGUGGAUGCUGGAGAAUGCCGAUCCUCAGCCGGAGUCGCUGGAUGAACUCGUCGAAUUCUAUGCCUGCUGACGGCGGCGGCGCGCCGCUAUUAAUAGUUUAAUACUGUUGGUAACUGAAAGUAAAGUAACGCUGGGAUGGGGGCGAUCGCGUGUGGUCACUCCAUAUAUUGGUAUAUAGCUGUAUAUUUUUUAUUUUUAUUUUUAUUUUUUGAGAUUUUUCCUUUUCUCGAGCAGUGUUAAUAAUGAGAUGAUUAGCGGUGUAGAAUAUAUACUUCGAAGAAAGAGAGUGAAAAUUGAUGCUGAGGGUUAACCCAUUUUACACGGCUAAUCUUGAAUCAAAGGAACGGCCUAAUGGGAUAUUUGUACUAAUAUUUUUCUGUAUUUGUAAUUGCUGUUAUUCAUUCUUUUCCCAAGUGAUAUUGAAUCGAUGAAUUUGUAGUUCAA